Siniperca chuatsi (mandarin fish) is the source of this 1713-nucleotide messenger RNA. RefSeq names its product chromobox homolog 1b (HP1 beta homolog Drosophila) (gene cbx1b). Lineage: Eukaryota; Metazoa; Chordata; Actinopteri; Centrarchiformes; Sinipercidae. The transcript has 6 exons. The record is from RefSeq and is a predicted model, not a curated record. Gene Ontology annotation, cellular component: pericentric heterochromatin; nucleus. Bases 485 to 1153 code for a protein of 222 amino acids. Gene Ontology annotation, biological process: negative regulation of transcription by RNA polymerase II; chromatin organization. Gene Ontology annotation, molecular function: chromatin binding.
UUUUUCGGUAACGUUUGAUUGUGCACGAGUCUUAACGAUAGCUAGCCGUUAUUGUGCAAAUGUUCAAUGGGGAUGAAAACUAGCGCUGGUGUCUAGUUAGGAGACGCGUUUCGCAUCAUGUGUGACCGUAAAUAAUCAUUAUAAUCGACAGAUUAUAAUGAUUGUGUUACAUUAGUUGCUAACGCGAAAGCAAUAUGGAGGAGACCAGCUAGCUGCAAACUGGGGGUCCCUUCGAGGCUUUGUCGUGUGGGGGGGCUUCUUCUCUUUGCUUGCUAACCUUAGCAACAAAAAUCCCCUUAAAUUGAGGACACGUGGUGUGUUUUACAUCACGACAGUGCUAAUUUAAAAUAGGUAAAAGCCUGUGUUAUAUCGUCAUCCGCUCUGUAUUUCCACACUAACGUUAAAUUGCGAUAAGCCGCCGCCAGGUGUUGCAGAGCUCCUGUGCACCGUUGAUGCUGGCAGGUCCGCCACCUCUGUGUUAUUGAUGAGUGAGGUGAUAAAUAUUGAGGAACCUGCUGGUCCCCAGGUCUACCUGAUGAGUAUGAGCCUGACUACAGAAUCCCCUAACGAUGGUCCCACUGUUACAGAAGUGUCCAACCCAUCAGAGAGCAAAAUGACUUCACCUGAGAAGAAGGACAAGAAGCCAGAUGAUGUGCCAGAGGAAGAGGAGGAGGAGGAAGAAUACGUGGUGGAAAAGGUCCUGAAUCGGCGGGUGGUGAAAGGGAGAGUAGAGUAUCUUCUCAAGUGGAAAGGAUUCUCUAAUGAAGAUAACACGUGGGAGCCAGAAGACAACCUGGACUGUCCAGAUUUGAUUGCCGAAUUUCUGCAGUCCCAGAAAACGGCACACGAUGGAAAGAGGAAGGCGGCCGGGGAUGCAGAAGGAGACGAAAGUAAAACAAAGAAGAAAAAAGAUGACACAGAGAAGCUAAGGGGCUUUGCUCGAGGGCUGGAUCCAGAAAGGAUUAUUGGUGCCACAGAUUCCACAGGAGAACUCAUGUUCCUCAUGAAAUGGAAAAAUUCGGAUGAAGCGGACCUGGUGCCGGCGAAGGAGGCCAAUGUGAAGUGUCCGCAGGUGGUCAUCUCUUUUUAUGAAGAGAGACUUACUUGGCACUCAUAUCCCACCGAAGACGAGAAAAAAGACGACAAAAACUAACACAGGGCGAAGGGGCAGGGGAAAAGAAAGAAACUGUAGUUUUGAACUUCAUUUCGACAGGGGAUUUGGGCCAGGGGGGGGUGGCAGAGACAAGCAAGACACCAUUGGACUUGUUCGUCUUUCGGUGUAGUAUCACUCAUUUGAUUCUACUUUUAUCUGGGUAUAAUCUAACUGUAUAUAUGCUUCAGGUUUGCUUGACAAAACCCAACUGAAACGUACAACGCAGUGUUAAUUUUCAGUAUCAGUUUUAAGAAAACUGCUCGCCUACUAAAGAAUCAUUUUCACAUAACAUUUGGUCCAGUGCUCAGUCGUCUUGCUAUGACAAUGUAUCAGUGAGGUGAUGUUUUUAUUUCAUUAGUGUGCCAAUUUUUUUUUUUACUAGGAUUCAUUGGUGCUUUUGACAGCAAAACUGUGUUCAUCUUAACUGUUUCCUUAGGACUUGUUUGGUGUAUGAUUAUAAACCCUUUUCAGUGAUUAAUUUAGUCAUUGGUAAUCUUUGUAGUGUUUUUCAUGAACAAGUCUUGCUUGUCGGUUUUGGAGAAUAAACCACUUUUUGUUAC